GCAAUGGAAUUCAGAGCGAGUCGAUCCUUGUUUUCUGUCGUCACCUGAUCCGGAAGUCAGGUGAAUCCGAACCGAAGAGCUUCCAGACGCUGACCCUGCUCUGUCAGGGUUCAGUCCAGAGUUUGGAGCCAUGGUCUUCGAGUCUAUGGUUAGUGACCUGCUCAAUAGGUUCAUCGGAGACUAUGUGGAGAACCUGGACAAAUCUCAACUCAAGAUCGGGAUCUGGGGAGGAAACGUGGUACUGGAAAACCUGAGAGUGAAGGAAAAUGCUCUGAGUGAAUUUGAUGUUCCAUUCAAAGUCAAGACCGGACAGAUAGGGAAGCUGACGCUGAAGAUUCCAUGGAAGAACCUUUACAACGACGCGGUGGUGGCCACGCUGGACGGACUCUACCUUCUGGUUGUUCCUGGAGCCACUAUAAAAUAUGACGCUGCAAAGGAGGAGCGUUACCAGCAGGAGGCGAAGCAGAAGGAGCUGCAGCGCAUCGAGGAGGCCUUACAGAUAUCUGCGAAGCGAGCCAAACCUCAGGACGAGAAGAAAGACACGUUUAUGGAGAAGUUGGCGACACAGGUGAUCAAAAACCUGCAGGUGAAGAUCACCAGCAUCCACCUGCGCUAUGAGGACGACCUGUCAGAUCCACAGCGCCCCCUGUCUCUGGGAGUGACCCUGUCGGAGCUCAGUCUGCAGACAGCCGAUGAAAACUGGAAACCUUGUAUUUUGAACGAAGCAGCGAAGAUCAUCAACAAGCUGUGUCGACUGGAGUCACUCUGUGCGUACUGGAACGUCAAUGGACCCAUGAUUUACAAAAGUUCACGGGAAGAUAUUGUGGCGCAGCUCAAAUGUGGAAUCAGCAGCUCAGAGCAGCAGCUGUCCAACUACGACUACAUCUUCAGGCCCAUCUUUGCCUUUGCCAAAAUGAUCAUUAAUCCAACCGCGGAGAUGGAACUGACCAUGCCCAAACUGGACCUUCACCUGGAGGUCCAGGACAUCGCCAUAGAGAUGAACAGAGGACAGUAUCUGUCCAUGCUGGAGCUGCUGGCGUCUGUCGACUGUAUGGUGAAAAACGCCCCCUACAGGAAGUUCCGUCCAAAUGUUUCUGUUCACAAGAACUCCAAACUCUGGUGGAGGUACGCCUUCAACAGCAUCCUGGAGGUCCAUGUACGACGCCUGACCUCCAUGUGGUCCUGGUCCAACAUCUGGCGCCACAGGCAGCACCUGAAGGCCUACAAAAUGGCCUACAAGACACGACUUCUGAACCCAAGCAAGAGCAGCCAGGAAACAGAGGGACACAUACAGGAACUGGAGAAAGUUCUGGAUGUCUUCAACAUCACCCUGGCCCGACAGCAGGCGCAGAUGGAGGUGAUCAGGUCAGGACAGAAGGUGGUGGAGAAGAAAGGAGCCCCUGGGCAGAAGCAGGGGGGAGGUUUCUUUAGUGGCUGGUUUGGAAGGAAGGCUAAGAAGGAGGAGCAGGAGGAAACGAAGGAGACGCAGGGUUCAGGUUUAGAUGAAAUCAUGACGCUGGAGGAGAAGGAGAAACUCUACACUGCCAUUGGCUACAGCGGCAGCUCCCACAACCUGGCUCUGCCCAAACAUUACGUCGCUGUGGUGGUGACCUUUCAACUGCUACAGACUUCAGUGACGGUGAGAGAGAAACCAAACAUCCCAGCCAUCCUCAAGAUCCAGAUGAUUGACCUCAGCACCAAACUCUGUCAAAGACCAGGAGCCCAGGCCCUCAGAGUGGAGGCAGCGCUGCGGCACUGGUUUGUCACUGGUCUGCAGCAGGAGGGCGUGGUCCCCUCACUCAUCGCUUCAGUGGGAGACUCGUCGUCUUCGCUCCUCAACGUCCUGUUUGAGCUCAACCCUCAGGAGAGUUCUGCUGACCAACUCCUCCGAGUGCACUCACAGCCGGUGGAGAUGAUCUACGAUGCGCUGACGGUGAACAGCGUGGUGGAGUUCUUCAGGACAGGCAGAGGUGUGGAUCUGAAGGUCCUGACGUCUGCCACGCUCUCCAAACUGGAGAAGAUCAAGGAGAAAACAGCUGCAGGUUUGUCCCACAUAAUAGAGACCAGGAAAGUUCUGGACUUGAGGAUCGACCUGAAGCCGUCCUACCUCCUGGUGCCGAUGUCUGGUUUCUACAGCAGCAACGCCAACCUCAUCCUCAUCGAUUUUGGUAGUCUGCAGUUAAACAGUGUCAAACAGAGCAGUCCGGUGUCCUCCUCCUCCUCUCUGGAGGAGAUCAUGGACCGUGCAUACGAGAGGUUUGAUGUGGAGCUGAAACGAGUUCAGGUUCUCUACAGCAAGUCAGGUAAAAUGUGGAAGUCUGCUCGUCUGCAGGCUUCAUCACGGCAGCACAUUCUUCAGCCCAUGGACUUCACAGUUCAUUUGGCCAGGUGUAUGGUGGAAAAGGACUCCAGGAUGCCGAGGUUCAAGGUGGCUGGAGAACUGCCUCUGCUGCACGUGAAGAUCUCUGACAAGAAGAUACAGAACGUUUUUGAACUGGUCAACAGCAUCCCGCUGCCCAACAUGGGUUCCACGCCCUCCACUCCCACAGAAAAGGUGCGAUCGUUGGCAGAGUCCCGACCACAGGUUUGUGGCCUGUCAGCUGCUCUGCUUGGCGCCAUGGAAACAGAUUCUGAUGAAGACGUGAGCGAGAAGUCAGCAGGUGAAGAUCAUCCCGAGGAGCUCACGGACGUUCACUUCAAGUUUGAAGUUAGAGAGGUGCUGUUGGAGCUGACGCAGCAGGCGGAGCAGGAGCUGACCUUCCUGACCUUCAGCAUCUGUCAGUUGGGAGCUGAAGGAAAGAUGCGAAGCUACGACAUGUGUGUUACCUCGUACCUGGGCGGAGUCACGCUGGGCUACUGUGGAGACGGCAGGAGCACGGCGCUGCACCUCGUCAGCUCCUCACAGCAGCAGAGCUCCAACCUGCUGAAGGUGGAGUUCAUCAAGGCCGACUCCAACGGGCCAAACUUUCAGACAGUGUUCAACAACACUGAACAAAUGCUGAAGGUGGAGUUUUCCUCCCUGGACUUCCUACUCCACACUAAAGCCCUGCUCUCCACCAUAAGUUUUCUUAACAGCGCUCUCUCACCACUGCUCCACGCUGCCAGGGACCGAGACACUGCCGGAAAGGCUGUGCAGAAGACUCGAGCCAGCCGUGCAGCCUCUAAAGGCUCCAGAGAGGGCGGAGUCUUCAGCUUCAAACUCUGUGCCGUGUUGGGUUGUUUCCAUGUGGAAGUGUGCGACGACCAUCGAAGCAUUGCUGACAUCAGAGUUCAAGGAAUAGAUGCGUCAGUGCAGGUGCAGGCAAAGGAGACCAAGGUGUUCGCUCGACUCAGGGACAUCGUGGUCAAAGAUGUGAGCGUUGGAACUGUCCAUAAGGAGGCUGUGUCUAUCAUGGGUGAGGAGCUCUUCAGCUUCAAAAUGUCACUGUACCCUGGAGCAACGGAGGGAGACGGCUACGCCGACAUGUCGAAGGUGGACGGGAGAGUGAUGAUGCGUCUGGGCUGCAGCCGCAUCGUUUACCUGCACAAGUUCCUCAUGUCAAUGCUGACGUUCGUUGACCACUUCCAGACGGCAAAGGAGGCUUUGAGCGCCGCCACCACUCAGGCAGCAGAAAAGGCAGUGUCCGGCGUCCGGGACUUGGCUCAGAAGAGUUUCCGUCUCUCUCUGGACAUCAAGCUCAAGGCUCCACUCAUCAUUGUCCCACAGUCAUCUACUUCCCAGAAUGCAAUAGUUGUUGACCUGGGUCUGAUUACUGUGACAAACAGCUUCUCCCUGCUGCCGGCUGAAGGUUUACCUCUGCUGCCUGUGAUGGAGAAGAUGGACGUGAGGCUGACACAACUCAAACUGUCAAGAACCAUCCUAAAUACUGAAACCUCUCAGCAUGACGUCGAGAUCCUCCAGCCAAUAAGCUUUGAGCUGCUUGUCACCCGAAACCUGGCAGCUUCCUGGUUCACCAAAGUCCCUGCGGUCCAAGUCCACGGAGUCCUGCGCUCUCUCAAUAUGAGUCUGGGUGAGGAAGACCUGGGAGUUCUGAUGAAGACCUUCGUGGAAAACAUUGGUGAAGGAAGUAAAGAGCACAGUGUGAAUGUGAAGAGGCAGAUGGCUGAAGGGGGUGUGCAGGAGGCGGGGCAGGAGGUGGAGGUGACAUCAGCUGUGGCUCCGCCCAUCAAUGGAGAAGACACUGAAAACACUGUCAGUGUCCUGCUUACGUUUGAAAUUAAAGAGGUGAGGCUGACCUUAAAGAAACUCAGGGAGCAGCAGGAUUCUCCUUUCCUGGUCUUCCUCAUGGCUCAGCUUGGCAUCGACACCAAGGUCAGGAAGUUUGACAUGUGCGCCACCACGUACAUCAAGAGCAUCAGCAUGAUGUGCCUGGAGUUCAAAGAUCCCAGUGGUGAACCUUUAUGUCUCAUCAGCUCAUCGGUGCCAUCUGGAGCCGACCUUCUCAAAGUGCAGUAUUUCAAGGCUAACCGUUUAGCGCCAACCUUCACAACAACCUACAAAAACACGGAACAGAUGAUGAAUGUGACCUUCACAUCUCUGGACUUUAUGCUACACAUGGAAGCACUGCUUUCCACCAUUAACUUCCUGUCUGCUGCCCUGUCUGUGGAUGGUAGAGUGUCCACAGACAGAGAGAUCAAACCGAAGACUGAGGAGAAGACCGUGUCCAAGUCCUCUGCUGCUGCCUUAGCUGCCGACAGUCAGGUCAUCGACCUGAAGGUGAUGGUUACACUUGGAGCCUUCAACGUCCUUGUGUGUGACCAGAACUCCAACAUGGCCGACAUCAAGAUUCAGGGUAUCAAUGGGUUGUUGGUCAUGCAGGGGCCUCAGACCCACGUGUCUGCCCGCCUUCGGGAUCUCAUUGUUCUUAAUGUGGAUCCCAGAAGCCUUCACGAGAAGGCCAUCUCAAUCGUGGGUGAUGAGGUUUUCAGCUUUGCCAUUAGUCUGACUCCUACAGCCACAGAGGGCGCUGGUUACACUGACACGUCACAGACUGAUGGACACAUUAAGCUGAAUGUGGGCUGCAUCCAGGUGGUUUAUCUGCACAAGUUCUUUAUGUCCCUGCUGAACUUCAGCAGUAACUUCCAGAUGGCUAAAGAGGCUCUGAGCGCAGCCACGGCCCAGGCAGCAGAGAAGGCCGCAUCCAGUGUCCGAGACUUGGCUCAGAAGAGUUUCCGUCUUUCUUUGGAAACUAAGCUGAAGGCACCACUCAUCAUUGUCCCACAAUCGUCCACCUCCCAGAAUGCACUGGUGAUGGACCUGGGUCUGAUCACAGUGAGAAACAGCUUCUCGUUCCUGCCUGUAGAUGGUUGUUCGCUGCCUGCCGUCAUCGACAACAUCGAGGUGCAGCUGUCGCAGCUGAAACUGUCCAGGACCAGCACAGCUGAGAACUCUGAGGGUCUCAGCAGUGAACUGCUGGAGCCCGUCAACCUGGGUCUCAACGUCAAGAGAAAUGUUUCUGCUGCCUGGUUCAAGAAGAUCCCUGCCGUCGAGGUGGACGGAUAUCUGAAGCCUAUGAAGGUGGCGCUGAGUCAGGAGGAUCUCAAAGUCUUGCUGCAGAUCCUGAUGGAGAACCUCGGUGAGGCUGGCAGUCUACAGAACAGCGCCCCCAAACUGGAGGAGACCAGUGUGAGAGUGAAAGCAGCUGAAAGUGCCCCCGCAGACGACUUUGGAAAAACCAGUGGGACGGAAACCAAAGAGUCGGCUCAGGAGUCUGUGGAGUCGGUCAGGUUCAACUUCAACAUCGAAUCUCUGGGUCUGGUUCUGUUCAGGAGCGGUAACAAACCCCAGGUCAGUGUCAGACACCAGGAGGACCUCAGGCUCGGGGGCUUUAUGCUGCAGCAGCUAAGGACUUCAGGACAGGUUCUAAGUGGUGGUAACAUAGAGUUGACCAUGGAGCUGAUGGACUGCACCCUGGACGACCUUAGGACGGGCCUGGAGAGAGUGACAUCAAGGAUGGUCGGGCGCAGAGAUGAGGAGACGUCAGGGUCCAUGAUCGAGGUGCAGUACCGUCAGGACAGCAGUGAGCGGGAGGUGACGGCGGUCCUGCAGAAACUCUACGUCUGCGCCAGCGUAGAGUUCUUGAUGGCCGUGGCAGAGUUCUUCCUGCAAGCUGUGCCUCAGAGUUCUGCUCCAGCUGCUGCUGUGGCAACAAGUGACAGACUACCACUGAGACAAACAGCCGAACCUCGGAGUGACACCAAGACAGGAGCCCAGCUGAAGACCCGUGUGCGGGCGGUGGUGGUCGACCCUGAGGUGAUGUUUGUCGCCAGCCUGAUGAAGGCAGAUGCCCCUGCACUGGUGGCAGUUUUUCAGUCUGAAAUCACGCUGCAGCUCGAUGACGAUGGGAGCCAGAGCAUGAAGGCAGAACUGAGAGACCUCAGUGUCCUGGCAUGUCCACUCAUCAGGAACCAGAUGGACAAGGCCGUCACCACUGUCUUGAGACCCUGCUCUGUCACCUUAGAAACAAAAACCAAGCCCAACCAGCCUCUGAGCGGCUCAGUGUUGGUGGAGGAAAUCAUUGUCAAGGUGUCACCGUUCAUCAUCAACACAGUGAUGACGAUCACAGCGGCCAUGACACCAAAGCCACCUGAGGAGCAGAGUCCAGACACAGCCGGAGUGGUGAACUUGUGGUCGGUGAAGAACAUCUAUGACUGUAACUUCUGGUUCCUGGGGGUGGAACAGGCCAUGGAGAUCACCGAAAGCUACAAAGAACCUGAUGAACGCAACCGGGGCGAGAGCUUCAACGCUGAAGUCAAGGUGAUCCAGGUCACGCUGGAGUCCGGUCUGGGUCAUCAGACGGUUCCUCUGCUGCUGGCUGAGUCCUCGUUUACUGGAGCUGCCAAGAACUGGUCGUCUAUGCUGGAGGUGAAAGCCAACAUGACUUUGGAGGUGAACUACUUCAAUGAGAUUCAAGCGGUCUGGGAACCACUGAUCGAGAGGGUGGACGGUGGCAGUCGACGGUGGAAACUGGAACUGGAGAUGAAGAACAACCCAGUACAAGACAAGACUCCAGUUCACGGUGACGAGUUUGUGAUUCUGCCUGAACCCAGAACAGCCAUCAACAUCUGCUCCACAGACACCAUGAACAUCACCGUGUCGAAGUGCUGCCUUAACGUUUUCCAAAACCUGGCCAAGGCGUUCUCUGAAGGUGCUGCUUCCACCUUCAACUACUCCAUGAAGGAAAAGGCUCCGUUCACCAUCAGGAACUCUCUGGGGAUUCCACUCAUCCUGCAGCACAGUGCUACCCUCAGAAUGGUGGGGGCCCCAAUGCAGGGUAAACUCCACGAGCUGGGGGUGGAUCAGAGUGUGGACUUGGAGCACUCCUCAUUCAAGCGGCAGUUCAUGUCCAACCUGUCGGCGUUGCAGCGUCAGGAGAGCUGCCUGUUCAACCUGAGCAUCGUACCAACUGGAUACAGUGAGAUCUCUAACAUUGCCGUGGACAAACCAGGGCGUCGUCUCUAUAACGUCCGGGGGCCGAUGCUGCAGGAGGCUGUGUCUGUGCUGCUGCAGGUUGACGCCACAGACGGCAACAAGGUCGUCACGAUUCGCUCUCCUCUGCAGAUAAAGAAUCACUUCCUGGUGCCUUUCAAGGUCCUAAAGUAUUGUCCGACAUCCAGGAGUAUGCAGAGUAUUGGAAUGGCGGAGCCUGAGACAGAGUUCCACGUCUCAUUGGAAGCCUACAGGUGUCAGCUGUUCGUGUGCCCGGCUGGUGCACUGGAGGGUCAGUACAAUGUGUCCUCCACCUGCAUCUCGUGGAAGGAGCAGGUUCACCGCAGCUCUGAGGUGGCUGCAGUCCUGCAGUGCUUAGCCACAGACAGUGGCCUCCUCCCACUAGUGGUCAGCACUCUGGCCAUUCCUGAUGAGCUGCGACACAUCACCAGCCACGGAGAGGACGGUUGGGAUCCCGCCUACGUUAUCCACCUCCAUCCAAUGGUGACGCUGCGUAAUCUGAUGCCCUACACUGUUCGCUACAUGAUGGAGAGAUCCACAGACUCGUACGAUCUUUUUGAAGGGAGUACAUCAGACCUGGUCAACGCCUGUAUCUCUGGCGAGGUUUUGUCCUUGGUUCUGCUGAGGUACCAGGGACGCGACUGGCACGGACAUCUGAGUAUCAAACAGGAAUUACCAGAGUUCUUCUCUGUGUGUCUCACCUGUGAAACGGACACCAACAUGACAGUGGACGUGAACGUCCACGUGGUCAGGACCCCCAGCAAUCUGCUGCUGUCACUGUUCAGUCCCUACUGGAUCAUCAACAAGACGUCCAGGGUGCUGCAGUACCGAGCCGAGGAUGUCAGCGUCAAACACCCGGCCGACUACAGAGACGUUAUCCUCUUCUCCUUCAGGAAGAAGACUCUGUUCCGCAAGAACAAGAUCCAGUUGUCUGUCUCCACCAGCUCCUGGUCUGAUGGCUUCUCUCUUGACACCGUUGGGAGCUACGGCUGCGUCCGCUGCCCCGCCCAGAACUUGGACUUUCUGGUGGGCAUCAGCAUCGGCAUGAGCAGCUUCAAUCUGACCAGGAUCGUUACCAUGAGUCCGUUCUACACCCUGGUCAACAAAUCAUCGUAUGAGCUCGAAGUGGGCGAGGUCAGCCAGCACACAUCCGUCAGGUGGCACUACGUGGCCUCCACAGAGUGUUUGCCUCUGUGGCCAGAGAACGAGUCGGAGAGGUUGUGCGUCCGUGUGGUUGGCUCUGAUUCUGCCUCCAACUUGUUCUUCUUUAACCGCCAGGACAGCGGCACGCUGCUGAGUCUGGACAUGUGCGGUGGUAUCAUUGUGGACGUAAGCGUCUCGGAUCACUCCACCGUCGUCAGUUUCAACAACUACUACGAAGGAGCUGCCCCUGCUCUGAUGGUUAACCACACUCCUUGGGUCACCAUCAAAUACAGACAGAGCGGAUCGACAACUGUCCAUCAGCUGGACCCCGGUCAGGCCAAGAUGUUCGUAUGGGAUGAACCAACAUGCGUCAGAACUCUGACCUGGAGCUGCAUGACUCACACGGGAGAGCUGGACCUGCUGAGGGACGAUUCGGGUCAGUUCUCCUGUGAAGACUUGUCUCAAAUUCACUGGGUGUCGUUUCUGGACGGUCGCCAGCGGGUGGUGCUGUUCACUGAGGACCUUGGCGUGGUGACCAAAGCUCGGCAGGCCGAGGAGCUGGAACAGUUUGAGCAAGAAGUGAAAUUAUCUCUGCAAAACCUCGGACUGUCACUGGUCAACAACAACAGCCGACAGGAGAUCGCCUACAUCGGCAUCACCAGCUCAGGUGUUGUCUGGGAAAUGAAGCCAAAGAACCGAUGGAAGCCUCUGAGUCAGAAGAACAUUAUUCUCCUGGAGAAGACCUACCAGAAUCAGCUGAGUGGGAAGUCGGAGGGAGGCUGGGUCAAACUAGCCAGUAACCUGGAGGUCAACCUAAGUGGAGCUGUCAUGAUGAUGCGUCAGCCACAUUCCUGUCAGGUGAGGAGGAACUUCCUGUCUGGGAUCAACGUGGAGUUUAAACAGUCACCGCACCAGAAGAGCCUGAGAGCUCAGCUGCACUGGUUCCAGGUGGACAACCAGAUCCCUGGUGGCAUAUUCCCCAUCAUCUUCCAUCCAGUUCCUCCACCAAAAUCAAUCGCUCUGGAUUCAGAACCAAAGCCAUUCAUAGACCUGUCCAUCAUCACUAGGUUCAACCAGCACAGCAACGUCAUGCAGGUCAAGUACUUCAUGGCUCUGGUCCAGGAGAUGGCGGUGAAGGUUGACCAGGGUUUUCUGGGAGCCACCUUGGGUCUGUUCUCUCCUCCUACUGACCUGCAGACCAGCAGGAAGAAGUGCGGGCUGAUUGAGAAGGACCUGCAGCAGCUGCAGACUCAGCUGAUGGCAGCCUCGCUCAAUGACACGUCACAACUCAGCUUCUUUGAACACUUCCACAUUUCACCCAUCAAGCUGCACCUCAGUUUGUCUCUGGGCUCCAGCGGUGAGGACUCGGCUCAGGAAGUCGCGACCAUUCAGUCCUUCAACCUUCUGCUGAAAAGUAUCGGUGCCACACUGACAGACGUGGACGAUCUCAUCUUCAAACUGGCCUUCUUCGAGGUGAAGUACCAAUUUUACCAGAGAGACAAGUUGAUGUGGGCGGUGAUUCGACACUACUCCGAGCAGUUCCUGAGGCAGAUGUACGUUCUAGUUCUGGGUCUGGACGUCCUAGGAAAUCCUUUUGGGCUGAUCCGAGGUCUGUCUGAGGGUGUGGAGGCCUUUUUUUACGAACCUUUCCAGGGUGCCGUUCAGGGUCCUGAAGAGUUUGCUGAAGGUUUGGUGAUUGGUGUCCGCAGUCUUUUGGGUCACACUGUUGGUGGCGCUGCAGGCAUGGUGUCCAAGAUCACAGGUUCGGUGGGUAAAGGUCUUGCUGCUAUCACUAUGGACAAAGAGUACCAGCAGAAACGGAGGGAGGAGAUGAACCGGCCGCCCAAAGACUUUGGCGAAAGUCUAGCUAAAGGAGGGAAAGGUCUGCUGAAGGGUGUUGUGGGUGGAGUCACGGGCAUCGUCACCAAACCAGUGGAAGGAGCAAAGAAGGAGGGAGCAGCUGGAUUCUUCAAAGGCAUCGGUAAAGGUCUGGUGGGCGUGGUGGCCCGGCCCACGGGCGGCAUCGUAGACAUGGCGAGCAGCACGUUCCAGGGCAUCCAGAGAGUGGCAGAGUCCACGGAGGAAGUCACCAAACUGCGACCGGUUCGCCUGAUCAGGGAGGACGGGAUCAUCCGACCCUAUGACCUCUACGAGUCCCAAGGCUUCGACCUUUUCCAGAAGUCCGCAGUCAAACAGUUGGACGGUGAGGUGUUCAGGAAACACUCUCCGUAUCCUGGACACAGGAAGUCUACCAUCAUCGUCACCAACAGGAGAGUCCUGUGUGUGAAGGAGAUCGACUUUGUUAAUCACUUCAACAAAGAGUGGGAGUGUUUGUUCGACCAGUUCUACAACCCCCCCACUGUCAACGGGGCUGAGCUGAAGAUCUACUGCAAGGAGCAGCAGAAGUUAAAGCUGACGAAGAAAGACGAGGAGUCUGUGAGGAGAAUCCAGAUGGGAGACACCUUCACAGCCCAGGCCUUGCAGGCGGCCAUCUUGGAGGCUCAGGACGCACAGAAGCAGCAUCACAUGGUCAGACAGAAGUCCACUCGAUUCCUGAGGGUGGACAGCAAACAGCAUCGAUGAGGUCGCUGUCUGUCCAAUCCGACGGCCACUCUUUUCGGUUGGUGUGUGGACGGUGCUUGUUGGUAAAUUAAUUUUGAUGUUUUUGUGGGCGUUUACUGAUGAUCAAACAAUAUUUUAACAUGGCAGCAGUUUUUAUGGAUGUAUGUUUGUGUCCGUGUAGUUGGAAGAGCGAAGGAUUGUGGGUAAUUUUUUACGUGUUUAACACGGUGAUGGAAAUGAAGCCAAAAAAUGACAUUUUGCACUGAAGCAAAUUUGAAUGUUUAAAAAACUUGAAAAUUAAAUUUUUGGUAUUUACAACAAAAAUAAAAUAUCCAAUAACGAACAUAAACAUAUGUCAAAAAUGAUUUCAGUGAAUGAAACUCCUUUACUCAAGGUCCGUCACUAAACUAAACAGUGCCCCUACUGGCUGCAAUGUUGUACUACAGAGUUCCUGAACUAACCCGGCUGACUCUGAACACAUCAGUUCAGCUGAUAAACCUGGGCUAAUCCUGUCGCCACGGCCACACAACCUGAUUAUGAAUUUUGUGACAGCAGAUGGACGAUGUCCUGUCAUUGUCCAACAGGACGUGGGUCAAUCUGAGGUCAUCACCUGUCCGCGGUUCACGUGAGAACACAGAUAAUCAGGGAGGAAACGGAAAACCAAAAAUAAACAGUUUUUAUAAAAGGAGACAUGAUAAUGUGAGGAAGGCACCGGCCCUGAACGCCUCACUCUCUCUGACCAACACAGUGAAUCCUCAGCAGUUCAGUGACCUUAAUGUCGAGGCGUUCACUGACCUGUUGAGGUUUAAUUUUAUCUACUUAUUAAAGACCAAUUUUCCAUUAUUUUAGUGUUUUGAUUGGCCUCUUUUGAAAUUAUUUUUUCUUGUAUUCACCACAGUACGUGAGGCGUUCACUGACCCGUUGAGGUUUCAGCGCACUGUUAAACUACAGCCCGGUGAAUUUGAAUGAGGACUCUACAAAUGUUUUUGGUGAAUAAUUUCUGAAGGUUUCAGUGAACGUAUUACAGACGAUGGGGCGUUCACUGACCUCAGGGAUAUCUGACUGUUGUAAAAUGACAAAUGAUAAUAAUUUUCUUGGGAAAUUCCGAGCAGAAGUGAGUUCUUCCUGUUUGUUCCUGCAUCACUACGUCUUUGAAGUUCCUCAGAGCAGCAGCAGUGACAGCAGCAGUGACAGCAGCAGUGACAGCAGCAGUGCUUCUUCUCUGCUGGAGUUUCCACUCAUUAAAAACCUGGUCCUGGAUCUGAUCCUCAGUCUGUUCCAGGUCCUGGACUGAGGUCUCAGCACCAACCUGACGUCACCUGAAGAACUGAACUUCUCCAAAUUCUGUCUUUGCUCUUUAAAUCGUUAGAACGUCCUGCUGAGUAUUAUUGAUGAAAUAACUGAUCGAUUAAUUGAUCUUUGGUCUUUGAUACAGAUGAUGAGUGAAAGAUUCUGGAUCAGCUCUGGAUUUUUGAGACUCUCUGUAAGUUGGAUUUUGACACAGUUGGCGCUGAAGACGUUCAUAAUGUGGGGAAACAGUCACAGUGUGUGUGUGUGUGUGUGUGUGUGUAUGUAAUGACUUCCAGCUGCCCGAGGCCGAGGAGAGGUGGAUGUUUGAUUUCUACACAGAGACAGUCCAACACCUACAGUCCAUUUUUGUUUUAUUUUAUUUUUAAUUUCCAUCUUCUUAAUGUUGAUGUGUGUGUGUGUGUGUGAGUGUGCGUGAUUGUCAGUUCAAACCAACCAAUAACGACCUGGUCACAGAUGACAUCAUUUCACUUCCUGUUGUAUCGAUAGUUUCUGACUUUGUUUGUGUAGCAGCAAGCUUUCACCAAGGCUCGGCUAAGCUAACAUGCUAACAUGCCUAGCCUCACUUCUUUGGACUUGACCUGUAGAUGUGACUUACUUUACUGCCCCCCACCUGGGCACUUUAAAUAUUUCAUCUAGUACAAUAGGGGGUCUUAAACUAUGGUACUCAUGACAUGAUUAUUUUUAAAGGAUUUUAAGUUUAUUUAGUUUUGAGAAAGAAAAUUGGACGUGUAUUGGUGCGUUUUCUUUCUUUCAUUCAACAUGAUGUGAGAAUAUUUUCCACAUUUUAUAAUUUUAGUUGUUUUUCAACUUUUCCAAUGUUUGGUUGAACUCUAUGGUGUUGUUUUUCAGAGGUGUAGCUUUUAUUUAAUUAUAUAAUUAUUUUCAGCUGUCAAUUUUCAAAGACUUUGUUGUGAAGUUUAUUCUUUUUGGCUCAUUGUUGUGUUUUUUAUUUAUUCUUAGAAUUCAUUGAAGAUUUUUUAGGAUCUUUGAUCUUUCUUUGAUAUACAUUUAAAGUUGUUGUUGUGAGUAUUUGGUGGAGUACUCCUGAGUACUCAGUACUCGUCUGUGAUACUUCAGUGUUAUUCAGAGGAUUCAGUUUCAGUUGGGUUUUUUUUUUCUAGUUUCUUCUUUAAAAGGAAGUGAAUUUGUCAUCCGUUUAUUUUAGUCUCAAAUGUUUUUUCCUUGGUGAUUUUGUGUUUUCACAAUUUUUUUUCUUCUGAUGGAGUUUUUUUUUCCACAGUUCAGAUAAUUCUUUUGUUUCUGACAUUUUUUUCCAGUGUCUUCCAAAGUUUUUCCUCAGUUAGGAUUUAGUCCUGGUGUCCUGGUGUCCUCGGUGUUAAUGAUGUCACCUCAGGGCCCAGGUCGUUGUUCCAGCUCCACUGAAGCAGUGGAAAAAGAAGAAAAGUUCUUGAAGGAAGUAAAGUAAACACAGAGGGGGAGGAAGAGGAGGAACAGGAGGAGGAGGAGAUGAUGCAGAACAAGGGUUAACGCUGGGCCCCCAGGUCACUUCAAAAACAACGCCAUCAGAUCAUGUGACCUGAGGCGAAGAGGAAACUUCAGGAGGAGAAUGGAACAAACGACCGGUCGUAAACAGAGUCUGAGCUUGAUGAACAGAGUGGACAGUAAAGUGGUCAAACGUGGACAGACGCAGUCAAACCCGUGGGCUACAGUGCACCAUGACUGCUUGACCGUCUGCGCCCUCCAUGGUGUUUACGGCGGCUGUUUAAACCUGAUGACUGUCGGCCAGGUGAUGAGCUGCAGGCUGCACAGAGCUUGGCUCCGCCCCCUUCACCUCAACAGACAGCAGCUGUGGGAGAAUGAGCCGAGAGAGGAGAGCAGCUGCAGAGCAGAACCACAGAACCACAGUAACCCAGAACCACAGAACCCCAAAUCAGCCCAUAAACCCAGAGUGGCUGUUCUACUGUUCCCAGACCAGCUGCACAGGCCGCCGUCCCCAACGGAAGACACGACGUUUGCCAAACACGUCCUGUCUCACACACAAGUCCAAGAAGAAAAAACAACACUGGUGUCGACCUGGUGAUGACGCAGCAGCCACUGGUCCACGGCCGUCCGGCAGCCUCCACUCCUGUGACCGUCCU
Molecule: messenger RNA, 14565 nt
Organism: Cynoglossus semilaevis (tongue sole)
Lineage: Eukaryota; Metazoa; Chordata; Actinopteri; Pleuronectiformes; Cynoglossidae
Gene: vps13c
Product: vacuolar protein sorting 13 homolog C
Exons: 89
Coding region: 131-11176 (3681 amino acids)
Biological process (GO): protein retention in Golgi apparatus; protein targeting to vacuole; mitochondrion organization
Source: RefSeq, a predicted model, not a curated record